AACCUGAUAAUUCGACAUUAUGACCAUCGUUUAUUCAUUUUUCCGUAAACCUAACCUAACCGAUCAAACUCGUGACUUUCUCGCGAAGUUGUCGGUGAGUCGAAACGUGAUCCCGAAACGGGCUUCGCUUCGAGGAAGGAGAAAGGAGAGGAAGGAUACGGGUGGUCGACGCGGGAACUAUGUUACGCGGUUUCGCUUUAAAAUGUCUGGAACCCGUUAGAGGAAAUUCCCUGUCAUGCACGGCAAUAUGGCGUAACAAACAGACGGUCGUAAUUCCUCAUCGUUAUUACGAAAGAUUUCGUCGAAGCGGUGACGGUCGGAAGAGGGAAUGGUUCGAGGAGAAAUCGGCUGCCAAUCAAGAGGAGUAUUUUAGGAAGAUAACGGCCAGACAAUUGAAGGAAAUACGCGAGCGUAGCAUCAAGAAGAAAGCCGAGUGUGAAGCCGAGUGUAAAGAGAAGUGUGACAAGAAAUGUAAAGAGGAGUGUAAAGAUCAGGAUGAUAAAGAGACCACGUCUACAGCAAAUCAUAAAAAAGCAAGCGAUGCGAUAAAGUGCAAUCCGAGUGACGACUCGGCAUGCAAUCCUGCGGAAGCAGGAUCAAACGAUGCUCCUAUCGAUAGUAGUUGAAUAACCUCGCCGAAGAAACCAGUGAUGAAUGGCUGGCCAGUCUCAUCGUGGGAAAUCCGUGAGAUAGGAGGAUCCUAUCAAUAGGGAAAAAACAUUGUAAACAUUAAUCUAUGCGACGAGAGAAUAAAUAGGGAAAUUUUUAACUUUUAUCUAUAUAAAAGAGAUUGAUGAAGCUUUGAUGAUAUAAUUAGAAGUAAAUAUUUCUUUGUAUGCAUGUCACUGUAAAUCUGCGACAAACGAUAGCAUUUUACGACUCACGUUAAUGGCAACCACCCUUAUGUUAUGCCCGUGUAGAUCGUGCCUGCGUUGAUACAAUCCGAGAAGAGGUCCUUGGAAUCCAUGACUCGAAUUCCACAUACCGAACAUCAUUGAUCUCAGAUAAUCCUCCUUUCCAAUUCGAUACACGUCUUGAAUUAUCUCGGUUCCCUGCGAAUCUCUUUGAGCCACCAUAAAAACACAAUCGAAAGGUAUGUAAAC
This is a messenger RNA of Apis dorsata (giant honeybee), 1103 nucleotides long. RefSeq lists its product as uncharacterized. The coding region runs from base 180 to 626 and encodes 148 amino acids. The transcript has 3 exons. Lineage: Eukaryota; Metazoa; Arthropoda; Insecta; Hymenoptera; Apidae. The record is from RefSeq and is a predicted model, not a curated record.